GAAUAAACCCGAGACUUUGAACAAGCAUCAGCCGAGCGUCCCAAGCGAAACACAUCGCACAGCGACUGGAAAGCGUGUUAAGUCCGGCAUAUUUUCUUCACUCCAAGACAGAAGCACUCGAGCCUCCAUCCUUGUCGAGAAACCACACAAUCCUGUAGGAGAGACUACGGACGAACGAGACUACUCAGCACGGCCGAUCGCGAAAAGGAUUAGUCGAGCGUCUAGCCAUGAAAUGAAGAAAGCAUCGAGACGCAGGACCACGACGAGUCUCUCCCACCGAGUCGGGACGAAGCUGUUCUAGCCGAACAAGACACACCAAAGAAGCUACUGCGCGCUUUUGCUGAUUUCAGAGCUCUAAAUCAGCGUCAUGGAUGGUCCGAAUUGCGGAAGGUGCUGCUACAAGCACAGGCUGAGCGUCGCAUGAGCGAAGUUAGCUCGCUUUCUACCGAUACUAAAUUCUGGACGUUAUGGGAUAUAGAAAGAGCACAAACUCUCGUGUCCGAAAGCAGUGUCAUAGCGACGGAAUCAGCAGGUAAAAAUAGCAUUGUGUCAAGCGUGCCAAGUCUAUCGAACAUGUCAACGAGCAGAACAGAAACACAAGUCGACAGAAGCGCUAGUGUUGCAAGUCCCAAUCAUGGUGACAUUCUCCUGAAACCAACCGAAUCUAGGCGGAAACGUCGCCCUCGCUCUGGAAAUGGUAAAUCUGCAGUUCACCCAUACUCUACGACCUCAGAGCCAGGUCAGAGCUCUCAGGGGGCGCCACUGACGCGUAGCGCCCGACGAGCAGCUAGGUCCUGUCUCCAACUGUCACGAGGCUCUGAAACGGAACGCCAGCCACGAUCUCAACAAGUCCAACAAAGCCGACCAUCUCGUCGAUCAAGACUUACCAGAAGAUCCAGUCCAUCAGCCCUUGGGCAGAGCACUCAAUUUGGACAUGAUGAUCAACCUCGAGAUCUCGUCGUAGAUGCAUCAUCAGACGUGGCCAUGGCAGGUACACCACCAUUGUACGCGUGGGCUAUUGAUGACAUUCUAGAGCAGGAUAAUGAAUUAUUGCCAUGGAUUGAGGAGCAACUUGACACACUCUCAAGCUUUCCUAUAAGUGAGGACGCUGUUGAGCAACUACUCCGGAUGCUGACUAUAGAGCAAAUAUAUGACCGUAUGCUUACCAUGACCAAGUGUCGGCAGUAUGCACAACAGAUGUUCACCAUCCUAUGGAUCAGGCCCUCACACUGAACCCGUCACAACCAAGUACAGUUGAGCCUCAACAUUUUCAGAGGAGCAUUGCUUAACUACUAUCUGUGAUCCAAAGACCAGUGCUUGAAGCUGAUCUCAGCUGCACUGGCAACACAUCACCCUAUACUGGGAGACAAAGCCAUACUGAUCGCAGUUGUCCUUCUGACUAUUCUGGACAUUUUCGAAAGCGGGUGCGGCGCUUAGAGCGUCCACCUCGAGGGUGCUAAAAAGCUACUAGUUGCUGGGAUCAUGACUGGCUUUUCUGAUUGUGAAAACAGCGCUCGAAACUUACUUCAUGAAGUUGCUAUGUAACUUCAAACCCGGAGAACACCCCACGAUACAAGCUUCAAGAAUCUAAGAUGCUCCAAUAGA
Messenger RNA from Truncatella angustata, 1605 nucleotides. RefSeq lists its product as uncharacterized. Bases 421 to 1233 code for a protein of 270 amino acids. Lineage: Eukaryota; Fungi; Ascomycota; Sordariomycetes; Amphisphaeriales; Sporocadaceae. The transcript is spliced from 4 exons. The record is from RefSeq and is a predicted model, not a curated record.